AUGGCUAACACUUUUGUGAAAUCUGCCAACACAAAAGUUUUAAAAGAAUUGGACUUUUCUGAUCGUCGAGAUUAUGAAGACUCAAUGAGGGGCUUUAUUUGCAGUGUUGAUGGAGGAGUUAUUCCAAGUAACAAAGGUGGUAAGUCUUUUGAUGUUCAUCACAGUGACUUUCUGUUAGGUCCUUGUCCUGAAACAGUCAAUCCUUCCUUAUGGCGCCAAAGUCAGUUAAUCAGAAUAGACGGUCUCUUUGAAUUGAUUCCAAACAAAGUGUAUCAAUUUAGAGGAUAUGAUGUUGCCAACAUGUCAUUUAUAAGAGGUGAAAAGGGGUGGCUUAUAAUUGACACUUUAUGUUGCAUGGAGUCGGCUGCUGCUGGUCUCAAAUUGUUACGAGAAAAGGUAGCCGAUCUUCCAGUGACCUGUGUGAUGUUGACUCAUUCUCAUGGAGAUCAUAUCAAAGGACUUGAUGGGGUACUUGAGAAAGACACUAAAAUAGUAAUACCCAAAGAUAUGUUUAAAAUGCAUUUUGCAGAGGAACUGCUUGCUGGAAUAGCAAUGGGAAGACGAAGCUUUUUCCAAUUUGGAGUGACCCUUGAACACAAUGAAAAGGGGUGUUUAGGUGGUGGAGUUGGGACGUAUUACUCUCUUGGUCAAAUCACUGAAUCUUACAACUUUGAUCCAAAUAAUUUGUAUGAAAUUGGAGAAGAUAAAACACUAACUAUUGAUGGUGUAGAAAUUGAUUUCACGUAUACUCCCAACGCAGAAGCACCAACAGAGAUGAUGUACUUUCCACAAUUAAAAGCAGUUUGUACUGCCGAGGAAAUUAACAGGACUUUACACAACUUAUACACCCUUCGAUGUGCUGUUGUUCGUAAUGGUAAAGAUUGGUCGAAAUACAUCGACAAUUUGUUGGACAGAUACUCUGAAAAUGUUGAGUGUUUAUUUGGUUCGCACACGUGGCCGACUUGGGGAAAUAAAAACAUAGUAGAGUAUUACGAAAAGCAGAGAGACAUGUACAAGUUUAUACACGACCAGACUUUGAGACAAGCAAAUUUGGGAACAACAAUCAAUGAGUUGCCAGAAAAGGUAAAGUUACCAAAGACUUUAACCUCAGAGUUUUAUAAUAGAGAAUACUAUAAUAAUCACCUUGGGAUGAGUUUUAUCAAUUGGCCUUUUAAUUAUUUAGUAAUCGCUUGCUUCUGUAAGAAAUGUGUGUCAUUCGUUUUUUUUGUUAAUAAAAAAAAAUAA
Molecule: messenger RNA, 1245 nt
Organism: Entamoeba invadens IP1
Lineage: Eukaryota; Evosea; Mastigamoebida; Endamoebidae
Exons: 1
Coding region: 1-1245 (414 amino acids)
Biological process (GO): dodecyl sulfate metabolic process
Molecular function (GO): linear primary-alkylsulfatase activity
Source: RefSeq, a predicted model, not a curated record